AUGCAAGUCAAGGGCCACGUCUACUACGUCACUGGCGGCGCGUCUGGGCUGGGUGCUGCCACCGCCGCACACCUGCACGCUCUGGGUGCCUACGUGUCGAUCAUGGAUCUGCAGCUGGAGCAGGGUCAGAAGCUGGCCGACGAUCUCAACGCACGCGGCGGCGGGGACAAGCGAGCAGCUGCGUUCGAGGUAGACGUUUGCGAUGAAGCCGCGGUACAAGCCGCCAUUUCCGGGUCGGACAAGCUGUGGCCCAACAUCCCCGUCGGCGGCUGUGUCAACUGCGGCGGCGUGGGUAUGGCGGGAAAGAUCAUCAGCCAGGAGGGCGAGCCGUUUGACCUCGACGUAUUCCGCCGUACGGUGGAGAUCAACCUCAUUGGCACGUUCAAUGUAUCGCGGCUUACAGCUGCACGUCUGGUGCGUGACCUGCCCAAGCCGAUCCCUAAGCCCACGGAGGAGAGCAAGGAUCUGGGCGUCAUCAUCAACACUGCUUCCGCAGCUGCACUCGAAGGCCAGGCUGGUCAGUGCCCCUACUCGGCCAGCAAAGGCGGCGUGCUCUCUCUCACUCUGCCCAUGGCAAGGGAUCUGGCAUGGUUCGGUAUCCGCGUGAUGACGCUCGUGCCCACGCUGUUCGAAACCCCAAUGAUGGCCCAACUGCCAAAGAGGGCUCGACAGGCCAUCCUCCGCACGUGCGAGUUCCCGGCAAGGUUCGGCCACCCCGACGAGUUCGCCCUCUCGGUCCAAAGUGUCAUUGAGAACCCCAUGCUCAACGGCUCCUACAUCCGUCUCGACGGCGCCUCGCGUCUCGGAAAGCUCUGA
Molecule: messenger RNA, 816 nt
Organism: Moesziomyces aphidis
Lineage: Eukaryota; Fungi; Basidiomycota; Ustilaginomycetes; Ustilaginales; Ustilaginaceae
Source: the annotation of a GenBank genome assembly